This is a messenger RNA of Nanorana parkeri, 3465 nucleotides long. It is a transcript of the gene OTOA, whose product is annotated as otoancorin. The transcript has 27 exons. Gene Ontology annotation, biological process: cell-matrix adhesion. The record is from RefSeq and is a predicted model, not a curated record. NCBI's taxonomy places the organism in Eukaryota, Metazoa, Chordata, Amphibia, Anura, Dicroglossidae. Gene Ontology annotation, cellular component: cell surface.
AUGGAGGGCUGUCACUGUGGACAGCAAGCAGCUUUUAUGUUCAUAGCCGCUGCUGUCCUCCUGCUCUUCCAGUGUGGGCAUCUGACCAGGGACCAGGCUGAGGCUGCACCAAGGAGACAGCAAGAAGCAGAACCAUUAAAGUCCGCACGGCCUCAAAAGACCACAAACGGCCAGCGCCCCUACGACAGGGAACAGACAACAGCCAACAACAAACAGGGUUUUCUUCACAUACUACAGUUUCAAAGCCCCAAUACAUGGACAUCCGAUCUGAAAGACAAAAUCAAAGUUUACCUGUUUUUACAAAAUAUACAAGAAAUUGGGGACCUCCAGCUUUCUGUACAAAAUUACAUCACACAAAUCACUGGAGACCCAGAGUAUCUUCUAUCAGAACUACAACAACUUGAUCACCAAUUAUUUCCUCUUGCUAUGAAAUAUCUGCUCACAGGGAAUAAAGACGACUUUACUGAGGAAAUCAGUAUUUUUCUGGAUUUUGAAGCUAUGAGAGAUAAGGUGUUUCAGUGCCCCAUAGGAAAUCGCACAUUAUUCCUCCUCACCUACCAGAAAUGCCUUCAUGCUCUGCACUCAACAGACUGUGUAGAAAUACUGGGAAGGAUUCUACGUAUGUACGGAGAGAUAUACCUGGACACAAAUAUGAUAGUAAAAUUGCCAACUGAAAUAUUAGAUGACCCUUUCCGAAACCUGUCAUCUGUGUUUAGAGAUCUGUACGAUAAAAUGACAGCUACCAACCAAAGAGCUGUGUAUGAGUGGAUGACUCAGACCCUUCAAAAAUCCUACCCCGUUGUAGAAAUCUAAUCUAUGAUUACAGAUGUCAAUGGAUCAUCAUCAUGGGUAACUGCAGAGAGCCUCUGGAUAUUGGGCCGACUUAUGGUUCUUCUACCACUGCAUGAAAUCAAGAAGAUAAAUAUCAAUGCGAUCCGUGUUUUUAUUAGUUAUGACAAUGCCACAAAGCAGCUGGAUACAGUGUAUGAUAUCACAGAAGAUCUUGCUAAAGCAUUCCUGGAACUUAUAAACUCAUCAGGGUUUGAUAUGAGAAACAUCUCCACAAUAUACAGGCUGGGUUUGCUGGUCUGCUUCUAUGAUAACAUCCAAGAUAUUGAUUCAUCGGUGGCAAAAGCCUUACUGCAUCAGAUGAUCAAGUGCAACCAGCUGAGGGGUUUCAAUGCUGAUGUACAGAAGCUGAAAGCUCAGCUCAUGUAUAUUGGCACCUUAAAUCAGACCCUGAAUGACAGUCUGGGCUCUAUUUCGGAUGCUGUGGUAGGUCUAACCAUAUCCCAGCUGCAAUCACUGUCACCAGAAGCGGUGCAGGGGGCUAUCCUAACACUGCAACAAGUCUCCGGGUGGACCAAGAGUCAGAUCAUGAUCUUAACCAAAAAGUUUCUCCAAUCUGAAAAGAACUUAACAUAUUUCAAUGUUAGCCAGCUUGGAGAACUGGUGACAGGCGUCAGUUCAGAAUUGUUUUAUGAGAUGAAUUCACGGGAGCUUUUACUGGCUCUGAAAAAUGGACUUUCCCAACAUGCACCAGGAAUUUCACCAGCACAGCAAGAAAGUAUUCUUAGUAAGCUGAUGUCUUCUGGAGAGUUCCAGACAGUUCUGGCAGGAAUGAGUGGAACAUUCUUUAAAGACGUGUCUCUCUCACAACUAUCCACAGAAAGGGAUUUGGAUGUUGCAGUCCUAAAGGAGAAAGAGAUGAGAACAAGUCAGGCUCUAUUUCUGUUUGAGUUGAUGUUUAAUAAAACAACACUGGAGAAUCUACUGAGUACAGGACAGUUGGUGAAAGGUAUUACCUGUGAGCAGAUAGACAACAUUAUUGAUUCCAGCCACCUCAAGCUCAUUGAGAAGAACCUACUUUUACUUUCUCCAUUUCAGAUUCAUUGUCUGGCCUGGAAAUACUGGAGGGGUUCCAAAGCAGACAUUCCCCCAUUCCUGCUAGCUGUACUUCCGACUGAAUACUUUGCCUCUUACCCUCUUGUCUGCAAAAAGCUGAUUAUUAGCCUGAGAAAGAUAGACCUUAACCAUUUGCUGUUAAAUGAAAAUAAGAAGCAGUUUGUAAUUAACAAGGUGAAUCGAUGCCUGAAUGGUUCUAUAGUGGAUGUGUAUCAGCUAGAUAUGCUUGGGAGCCUCAUCUGUCACUUGUCCCCGAGUAUCAUACGGAAUGUCAUCCACAAUGUAAUUGCAUCAGCAAUAAGUCAGUUGAAGGCCUGUUCUGACCUUAGCCAUGAGCAAAACCAAGAAAUUAAACACCGCAUCCUGCAGUACUAUGGAAACCCAUUAAAUUGGACAUCCGAUAUAGCACAAGACUUGGUACCUUUCUGGAAUCUUCUGUCCAAAGAGGAGAUCAUGACUGUGUUGCUGAAGUUUCAGAGUUUAGCACCACGGAUGGUAUUAGAGGCAGCAGAAAUUCCUCAAGGUGAUGAGAUGCUAUCAGCCUUACACAAUGCCAUUUGGUUACAUGGUACCAAUGAUUCUGUACCUGCAGGUGCAGAGUGUAUGGACACAACAGCACUGUCUGCUUAUACCAUCACCCUACUGGGAGAAGCCAAUUCCUUAUGGUUGCCAAAGGAGUUGCAGUGUAUGAGCAUGGAAACCUUUGCCAAAACUGUACACAUCCUUGGUGGUUUGAGACGCUUCAAUCAAUCUCAGCUGUCUGUUCUGAAGGAUAAAGGAAAACUGCUCUGGGGACCACUUUCAGAAUGGAAGAGCUACCAUAUUGCUGCACUGGGACAGAUUGUCACGGCUCUGAAUAUCCACGAAAUAGACCAGCUGGAUUUAAAUUCUAUUGACAUUGUUUCUGCACUGACCCAGCAGGCUAUAUGGACUGAAGCACAGGCAAAGUCCAUACUACAUGGGUUCUUGAAUGAUUCAGGAAAAUUAGUUAGAGACCUGAAGAGCUUUGAAUUGGCAGGACUGGGACGAAGCUUGUGUGCUGCUAAACCUGAGCAGAUAGUUCAGAUCAAGCCUAUGGAAUUUCGAUCUGUUAUUUCAAGGCUCGGAUCCCUGCCUUGCAGCCCAGACAUUUUACAAGCAUUCAAAAAACAGGCCGAACUGGUCUAUGGAAAAGUGGAAACAUGGAGCCAUUAUAUUUUAUAUGAUAUAGGCUGUAUUGCAGCUGCAUUAAGUGAAGAAGAUUUCAAGGCUAUAGGCCCAAGGUUAAUGCCAUACUGCCAGCAAUCAUCCCACACGCUUUCAGCAGAGCAUAUAUCUAACCUAGGACCUGGAAAUGGAGCGAUGGUUACAGAAUCCCAACGCGCACUGCUCAAUACCUCUCAGCUGCAAAGCCUGAGUCAAGCACUAGAGGGCAUCAGAGUAAGCAGCAACCGGACACAAUACCUGACAACAAAAAGUACAACCACAGCCACCAGUCUAACUUCUGUAUCAAAUGGUGCCACACUGACAGCUGGUUAUAUCAUCCUUUUGGCAGUAAUCAGCCAUUUGCUUUGUUCUUGA